Condylostylus longicornis is the source of this 1012-nucleotide messenger RNA. Its product is annotated as copper homeostasis protein cutC homolog. Gene Ontology annotation, molecular function: copper ion binding. The record is from RefSeq and is a predicted model, not a curated record. Lineage: Eukaryota; Metazoa; Arthropoda; Insecta; Diptera; Dolichopodidae. The coding region runs from base 36 to 791 and encodes 251 amino acids. The transcript is spliced from 2 exons.
GAAAUGAAAAAUAAAUUUCUAUUAAAUUUCGUGAAAUGCUAGAAGUUUGUGUGGAUUCUUUAGAAUCUGCUUUUGCGGCUGUUGAAGGCGGAUGUUCUAGAAUAGAAUUAUGCUCAGCUCUUAGUGAGGGUGGCUUAACACCAAGUCCAGGAGUGCUUAAGGUCUUAAAAAGCCAAACAAAUAUACCAAUAUUUUGUAUGCUUCGACCUAGAGGGGGGUGGGACUUUCAGUAUUCUGACGAUGAGAUUACUGCAAUUUUACAUGAUAUAGAAAUAUUAAGUUCAUUGGGUGCAGAUGGUUUUGUAUUUGGUGCAUUAGAUAAACACGGAGAAGUAGAAGUUGAACAAUGUAAAACAAUUAUCCGUAAAUGCGGCAAAAAUGUUUCAGUGACAUUCCAUAGGGCGUUUGAUUUCACAAAUCCAAAAAAUAUGAUAACGAACUUGGAAUUGCUUGAGAAUUUAGGUUUCAGUAGAGUGUUAACAAGCGGUUUUGAAGAAACUGUAGAGCUUGGAUUAGAAAAUAUAAAAGAAAUGUCAACGUGGUCAAAAGACAAAAACCUUAUUAUAUUACCAGGAUCUGGAAUCAAUGAAAAAAAUCUAGAAAAAAUUUUGUUUCAAACAAAUUUGACGGAGUUUCAUUCUUCUGCAAAAAGGAAAAAAAGUCAUUUGCAUGGUACUCUUACUGGAAGUGGAAUUAAAUCUGAAAAUCAAGAUGUUUAUGUAACAGAUGCCACAAUAGUACAAAAGUUAGUCAAAAUAAUUGACAAUUUUAAAGUCCGCAAUACUUUGUAAAAUUCUCUAUUCUGAUACCUCAACAUUUCUCAGAAGGGAACAGUGAAACAGAUCGUGUUUUCCGGAAAAGAAAACAAAGCAAAUUUGAAGUUUUUCUUUUUCUAAGGAUUUAAUUCAUUUUAUUUUCUUUAAUGUUAAUUUUUUUUAUUAGUAUAGUACUUUUAUAUUAAUUUUCAAAUAAGUAAAUAAAAAAAAGGUUUCAAUUCGUUUGCAUAACUUUA